AAUACCUAUAAGAGAGACCAUCCAUGCGCUCUUAUUAGCACUCAUUGGGCAAAUAUACUCGACAUUUAAUACUCAUACUGCCCAAAAAGUAAAGAGUUUAAUACAUAUAAUCCGUUGUUUCCUUGUAGAAUCCUGCGCUUUCUUGCAUGAGUGCUCAAGAAACAGUCCCCGUUUAUUAAGGAAAAUGUUCUCCUUGUGUCCUUUAAACUAGGAUUAUAUUAGCUAUCGAGUUCCGUGACUUCUGUCUUUUUGAUCCCUUUCAUGAGACCUGACCUUAUUUUCCUGAGGUUUCAAAGCACUAGGUUUUGGAAAGUGCUUUGGUACUAUAUUUUGCCUCCUAUUUUGCAGUUUCUUGACCUUUUUGCAGCUACAAGCUAUAUAUAAGAAGUUAGUUCCAAAGGAAGAGUUGUAGAGUAAUAUUGUUUUGCUAGUAUAUAAAGCCUCUGAGCUUGCCAGGGAACUUCAGUUAUUGUAAUUUUAAUGAGAUAGAUCACUGACCUGUGCAAGGAGCUCAAGAAAGAGAAGCUUUGCAAUUUGAUUGGAAUAUUGAGAUAUAGAUAGAAGAAAUGGAAAGUGGGCUUUAUUCUUCUUUUAAAAGUAGUUCUUUGCUAGAUUAUUUAGAGGCGGACCAGGAGAUGAAACCAGCAUCUUCACUGCCAACAAUCCCUCAACCAAAGACACCAAGAGAGCCUAUGGAGUUCUUGUCUAGAUCCUGGAGUCUCUCUGCUUCAGAAAUUUCAAAAGCUCUAGCUCAAAAGCAGAAACAAUUUUUCACUGAAAAGAAUCCCGAUACAUUUGCAGAGAUAAUUGUGGCACCACAAGCAUCAGCGAAGGUGGUAAACUCUAAAAGUCCAAGGACUGGAUCAUUAGGAAAAUGGUUCCACCACAAGGAAUUCAGUAGUCGUGCAGUGAAGAAGAAAGACAAAGCACGCACCGAAAAUGCUCAUAUGCAUUCUGCUGUAUCUAUAACCGGACUAGCUGCAGCCUUGGCUGCGGUGACCGCUGCAGGAAAUUCUAGUGGCUCCAGCUCCAAAAUGAACAUGGCUUUGGCCUCAGCUACAGAACUCCUCGCAUCACAUUGCAUAGAAUUAGCAGAAUCAGCUGGAGCUGAUCAUGAUCGUAUGGCUUCUGUUGUGAGAUCAGCAGUAGAUAUUAAAAGUCCAGGUGAUCUAAUGACCCUUACUGCAGCAGCAGCGACAGCUUUGAGAGGAGAAGCAGCUUUAAAAGCAAGAUUACCAAAAGAAGCAAGAAGGAAUGCUGCUAUAAGUCCUUAUGAUAGGGGGGUGGCAAACACUCCUUACUGGACUUCUUUAAAUGGUCCAUUAGAAGAACGGGGUCCUCCCUGUUUUGGUGAACUGUUGCAACACACAAAGAAAGGGGCGUUGCGAUGGAAACAUGUCACCGUGUACAUCAACAAGAAAUCUCAGGUCCUAAUUAAGAUCAAAAGCAAACACGUUGGAGGAGCCUUGUCCAAGAAGCACAAAGGUGUUGUUUAUGGAGUUUGUGAUGAGACAACAGCAUGGCGUUAUAUGAAAGAAAGAGAAAGUACUGAAGAAAUGUAUUUCGGCAUCAAAACAGCACAAGGUCUGCAUGAGUUCAAGUGUAAAAGCAAAGUUGACAAGCAGAGGUGGGUUGAUGAUAUAAAAAAUCUUCUGCAACAAGUAAGUUAUGUGGAAGUAACUGACCGCUCACUGAAAUGCUUAAGCAUAAACGAUGGCGCAUAGUAUGAUCCAUGUUUGUAUAUUGCUCCAAGAAUACAGGACAGAUGAAAGUUUGGUUUAAUGAUCUUAGAGUAUGACAAUGGUAUACUAGUGAUAUUACAAAUGAAAAUCCCUCUUAUGUACAAUUUACCUAUGCAAUAUAAGAAAUGCAUACACGAUUCCCCUGUGCA
Populus nigra (black poplar) is the source of this 1891-nucleotide messenger RNA. RefSeq names its product VAN3-binding protein. NCBI's taxonomy places the organism in Eukaryota, Viridiplantae, Streptophyta, Magnoliopsida, Malpighiales, Salicaceae. The record is from RefSeq and is a predicted model, not a curated record. The transcript has 7 exons. Gene Ontology annotation, biological process: leaf vascular tissue pattern formation; phloem or xylem histogenesis; auxin-activated signaling pathway. Bases 567 to 1724 code for a protein of 385 amino acids.